Parasteatoda tepidariorum (common house spider) is the source of this 643-nucleotide messenger RNA. Lineage: Eukaryota; Metazoa; Arthropoda; Arachnida; Araneae; Theridiidae. The record is from RefSeq and is a predicted model, not a curated record.
GGCUGGAAUUGGAAUCGGUUUCAUUCCAACCAGUCUCCGGCACCUAGAAUCGUCGUUCCAAGAGAGAAUCGAGGGAUUUGUUUAUAAUUUUAAACAUGGCGCUCAGCAAAUUAUUAGCUCUCGCUCUUGUUCAAGAGGAAAUAAAUCGAGUUCCUAAGCGAGAAAUAAUACCUGAAAGAUUUCCCGCACUUCACAUGAGCGAUAAACGUUUUAUUUCUCUUUAUUCCGUAAAUAAACACAUUUUUUUAGAGCUUUGCGAAAAGCUUAGACCAAUGCUAGCUCCACGAAGUUGCAGAAGAAACGCUUUUUCUGUUGAAACGAAAUUAAUCACAGCCCUCAACUUUUAUGCGUCAGGGUCCUAUCAAAGGUUCAUGGACCAAGACUUCACUGUUUGCAUGUCUCAGCAAAGUGUGAGCAAUUGUAUUCUAAGUGUUUCAUCUGCCCUCAACAGUGUGAUGAAUGAUUAUAUUAGAUUUCCUCUUCAGACAAGGUAAUUGUUAUACUCCAUUAACAACUUUUUUAUGCUUAUAAAAUAUUUUUAGUGUAAGAUUAUACUUGCUUUAAACCGAACAAACUUUUUGUAAUGAAACAAGAAACCUUAUUAGAAUUUAGGACAAUUUUAUGUAACAUUGUUUGUUUAAAA